AUGUCUGGUCAAGAAAACUUAUUAUCUCAUUUUAAACAAACCGCGCUAAGCGUUACGCAGCUGUAUCAAGCAUCCACCGCAGAGUCACUUCGUUCCCAAAAAGCUGGUUAUGCACAGGCCUUGAAGGAAAUCGCCGAACUAAUCGAAUGUAACGGUGUCUCUAGUGACUAUAUACUUCAAUACUGUAAAGAAAAACUGGCCAUAUAUGACCCCGAGUUCGUCGCAGACUCGUCUCACCAAUCUUUUGGCGGGAAUGGCGAUUCUAUUCACAUGGAUGAUGUCCAGCAAGCUCCUGUAAACAAUCCAAAUCUUAACUUUUCUGCUUUACGCACAGCUCGUUCUGGUCGGCCCGUUCUGGAUUCAGAUGAUGAUGAAGCUCCUCAUAAACGAAGGGUUUUUGACUUGAACGGCUCAUGGACAAAACGGAAUCGACGGUAA
Messenger RNA from Schizosaccharomyces osmophilus, 438 nucleotides. Its product is annotated as conserved eukaryotic protein, HAPSTR1-like protein, stress response protein. The record is from RefSeq and is a predicted model, not a curated record. The coding region runs from base 1 to 438 and encodes 145 amino acids. The transcript has a single exon. Lineage: Eukaryota; Fungi; Ascomycota; Schizosaccharomycetes; Schizosaccharomycetales; Schizosaccharomycetaceae.